Molecule: messenger RNA, 1962 nt
Organism: Arabidopsis lyrata subsp. lyrata
Lineage: Eukaryota; Viridiplantae; Streptophyta; Magnoliopsida; Brassicales; Brassicaceae
Product: protein indeterminate-domain 9
Exons: 4
Coding region: 172-1524 (450 amino acids)
Cellular component (GO): nucleus
Molecular function (GO): DNA-binding transcription factor activity
Source: RefSeq, a predicted model, not a curated record
UGUUUUCUUCUUCAUAACUCUCUCUGUCUUCUUGCUCUCAGAAUUUUACUUGAUUUAGUAGAGAACUGUAUGACAAAUUAAAGAGUUUUUCUGUAUAUCUCUCUGUCCACCUUUUUUGUCUUCUUACUUCGAAAUUCUCUCUCUCUGUCUCUCAACUAAACCAAUAUCAACAUGAUGAUGCCAGAUGAUCAUCAUCACCUCUCAUUUCCCAGCUAUGUCCUUCACCAAGAACACAUCACCCCAAAUCCUAACCCUAACCCUAAUCCUACCUCCUCUAACUCAGCCAAGAGGAAGAGAAAUCUCCCGGGAAAUCCAGAUCCAGAUGCAGAAGUCAUUGCUCUAUCGCCAAACUCCCUCAUGGCAACAAAUCGAUUCAUAUGUGAGAUUUGCAACAAAGGGUUUAAGAGAGACCAGAACCUUCAGCUUCACCGGAGAGGCCAUAACCUUCCAUGGAAGCUAAAGCAAAGGACAAACAAGGAGCAAGUGAAGAAAAAAGUGUACAUCUGUCCAGAGAAGAGCUGCGUACACCAUGACCCGGCCCGAGCCCUCGGUGACUUAACCGGAAUCAAGAAGCAUUUCAGCAGAAAACAUGGUGAGAAAAAGUGGAAAUGUGACAAGUGUUCCAAGAAAUAUGCUGUCAUGUCCGAUUGGAAAGCUCAUAGCAAGAUUUGUGGUACUAGAGAAUACAGAUGUGACUGUGGUACCCUCUUUUCCAGGAAAGAUAGUUUCAUCACACAUAGAGCAUUCUGUGACGCCUUAGCUGAAGAGAAUGCUAGAUUCGUCUCAGUUCCACCAGCACCAGCCGCACCGGCACCGGCAUAUUUGAACAAUCCCCUGGAUGGGGAAGUCAAUCUUGGAAACAUCAAUCAAAAUCAUCAACAACGACAAGUUAAUACUACAUCUUCUCAAUUGGACCAACCCGGUUUCAAUAUCCAUCGCAAUAACAUUGCCUUUUUGGGACAAACCUUACCAACCAACGUUUUUGCGUCCUCAUCAUCACCAUCACCUCGUAGUGCAUCUGACUCCCUUCAAAAUCUAUGGCAUUUACAAGGACAAUCAUCUCACCAAUGGCUUCUCAAUGAAAACAAGAACAACAACAUUCUCCAAAGGGGAAUCUCCAAGAAUCAAGAAGAACGUGAGAUCAAGAAUGUGAUUAGUAAUGGUUCUUUGUUCUCUACGGAAGCACGCAACAACACUAAUAAUUAUAACCAAGACUGUGGACAUAUAGCAUCAAUGUCAGCCACGGCAUUGCUACAAAAGGCAGCUCAAAUGGGAUCAAAGAGAUCAUCAUCAUCAAGCUCAAACAAUAGCAAGACUUUUGGUCUAAUGACCUCUAUCUUCAACAACAAACAAGGAGAGAAUAUCAAAACUAAGGAAGUUGAUGAAAGAGGCUUCACGAGAGACUUUCUUGGUGUGGGAAGUCAACACCGUCCUUGGCCAUUAUUGAUGGUCAACCAUAAUCUUCCCAACUCGUCUCCUUCGGCCACCAUUGACGGCACACCAACCGCGGACAGGAACCAGUAAAUCUUGUAUUGUUCAUGAUAAUGAUAAAAGAAACGUAAAAGUAUGACAUUCAAGUGGCGAGAGGACAUGGUUUAAGCACGGCGAAGAAAACGGUGAAAGAGGAGAUUUUGACUCGGAGAGAAUCUCUGAGUCAACUCGGUGCUACGAACUGGGUCCACUCGGUUGAUGAAGAUGGGAAGCUAUUCGGGUCCACUUCUGCAUGCAUGAGGAAACCUCUGAGCUCUGACCAUGCAAAGCAUACGCUAUCGCUAUGUCUUUUCUUAUUCUUCUUUUUGUUUUAUUUUUGUAAUUAUUUCAAGUUUUAAUUUUGAAAGACCCUAAAAGAAACGAUGAAAAGUGUGUAUAUAGGUUAUGUAAAUGCAAACUUAAAGUAGUUGUUACUUUUUGUUUUUCCUCGUAGAAAGGUUAUACUUUUUUGGGGAAACUUUGAUUUCUAAA